GUGAGAGAGACAGUGGCCAUGAUAUAGCCUCACUAACACACACUUUCCUCUCCUUCCUCAGGGGCUUCGGCAAGCAGGGUUACCAGUGCCAGAUCUGCAGCUUCGUGGUACAUAAACGUUGUCAUGAGUUCGUCACCUUCAAAUGCCCCGGGCGGGACAAGGGCGCAGACUCUGACGACACCCGCACAAAGCACAAGUUCCGGACGCAGACAUAUGGGUCGCCCACCUUCUGUGACCACUGCGGCUCCCUCCUCUACGGCAUCAUCCACCAGGGGAUGCGCUGCGAAGCAUGUAACAUGAACGUCCACAAGCGAUGUACUGAGAGUGUACCCAACUUGUGCGGCUGUGACCACACUGAGAGGAGGGGCCGUGUCGAGCUUAAGAUCAUCUGUAUGGGCAACAAGCUUACUGCUGAGAUCCGUGGAGCCAAGAACCUCAUUCCCAUGGAUCCCAACGGCUUGUCUGACCCCUACAUCAAGAUGAAGCUGAUCCCUGGCACUGACAACAUGAAGAUGAAGACCAAGACAAUCAAGGCCACGCUUAACCCUGUGUGGAAUGAGACACUGACAUGCGAGUUGAAGCCUGAGGACAAGGACCGCCGCCUGCUGGUGGAGUGCUGGGAUUGGGAUCGUACUUCCCGUAAUGACUUCAUGGGCUCCAUGUCCUUCGGCAUCACCGAGAUCAUCAAGUCCCCCGUGGAGGGCUGGUUCAAGUUCCUGACGGAGGACGAGGGAGAGUUCUACAACGUGCCCUGCCCACCUGAGGGUGCCGACAUCUCCGUGCUCAAGGAGAAGUUUAGGAAGACAUCGAUCACCAAGAAGACGCCAUCCACGACCGAUAACCACAUCCCUCACAACAUGAACAAGCGCGACAUUAUCCGCGCCACCGACUUCAACUACCUCAUGGUACUUGGCAAGGGAUCGUUCGGCAAGGUGCUGUUGGCUGAACGUAAGGGAACGGAUGAUCUCUAUGCCAUUAAAAUCUUGAAGAAGGACAUCAUCAUCCAGGACGAUGACGUAGAAUGUACCAUGAUAGAGAAGAGAGUACUCGCCCUGGCCAACAAGCCUCCCUUCCUUGUCCAGCUCCACUCCUGUUUCCAGACUAUGGACCGGUUAUACUUUGUGAUGGAGUACGUGAAUGGCGGUGAUCUCAUGUUCCAGAUCCAACAGUGUGGCAAGUUCAAGGAGCCUGUUGCUGUGUUCUAUGCAGCAGAGAUCGCUAUCGGGCUUUUCUUCAUGCACUCUCGCAGCAUCGUCUACCGUGAUCUGAAACUGGACAAUGUGCUCUUGGAUCAGGAUGGACACAUUAAGAUUGCUGAUUUUGGUAUGUGUAAGGAAGGGAUUUCGGGUGAGAGAACUACCAAGACUUUCUGUGGAACACCAGACUACAUUGCCCCGGAGAUUAUUUUGUACCAGCCAUAUGGUAAGAGCGUAGACUGGUGGGCGUAUGGAGUCCUGUUGUAUGAGAUGUUGGUUGGGCAGCCACCAUUUGAUGGGGAAGAUGAAGAGGAACUCUUUGCUGCCAUUACUGACCAUAAUGUUUCAUACCCCAAGUCACUUUCCAAAGAAUCUAAGGAUUGCUGCAAGGGUUUCCUCACCAAGUUGCCCCUGAAGCGACUAGGCUGUAGCCCCAAGGGUGAAGAGGAUGUGCGGACACAUCCUUUCUUCAGGAGAAUUGACUGGGAGAAGUUAGAGAAUCGAGAAGUUCAGCCACCUUUCAAGCCUAAGAUUACCAAUCCACGCCUUGGCGAGAACUUUGAUCCUGUGUUCCGCAAUGCCCGGCUGGAGUUCUCCCCUGCAGAUAAAAAGAUCAUGGAACACUUGGACCCUGAUGCUUUCCAUGCAUUCACCUACACCAAUCCAUUCUAUCAACCCGUGCUCGAUGAGAUUCUCCUCCCUGAUGAGGACUAAAUAACGCCACACUUGUCUUUCAUCUUGCCAAUACCCUGAAGCCAUUGAUUUGAUGUCAGAAAGUGAAUAUGACCACCAGAUCCUCCACAAACACCCUCAAGUCCAGCAGAGCAACAUCUGGCUCACCUGCCAAACUUACCACCUAGAUAAUCAUCAUGUCUGCCAUCCACCUGUGCCUGAUCGGCCAAAUGAAAGACUUGAUUAUUUGAUAACCAUUACAUGCGGAUAUGAGUCAUAUAUCUUCCUUUUGGAGUUGUCAAGUAAGCAAAGGCUAGAGGUAAUAAUGUCACAGUUCUGGAAAAUAUAGUUAUUGCCUCCUGUUUACUGAUGCAUUUUCCUAAUGUAGACUUUAUAGAGAUAUUUGAAUUGCAUCUUUAGACAUUAAGUUGGUAUAGGCAUCCUACACUCUACAUUAAGCCAAUCCUUGGAAGUAACAUUUUUCUGCAACACCGUCAGGGAUAAGAAAACUUCAGUAGACUGUAAAAUGGUCAUUAGAUUUUGUUGUGUUGGGGUAAUUUUAGGGUCAUAAGUGGCUGCUCUUACCCCAUUCAAUUUUUCAUAAUUAUUUAUCCUUGCAUUUAGGGUUUAGAUUUGUUGAUCAGAGCCCUAUGUCACCCGUGGAUGUCAGCUGCUGGCCAUCCAUGGCUGAACCUUGACUGCACCAUCUUCCUUGCCAUCUGCAUAUGUUUGACGUGCAUUUCUCAGUGAACAUUAACAAACUGAAAACUGAUUUUAAUCCUCUUAUACCCAAGUCUUCCCUCAUAGUUUGGUUAGAUUGUCUUGUAGGAUUAAGUAUGUUAUAUGCUUAAUAGAUUUCAUCCAUUGUUUAAGUACUGUACUACUGGUGUGGAUGAUGACCACCAUGCCGUCAUUUACAAGGCCCCAAUCACUGUGGCCCACAUGAUUUGGUCCGGAUAGUGUGACCCAUUCAGAAUGGCCCAGGUAGUGUGACCCACUCAACAUGGUCCAUUUGGUAUGCCCCACUGUAAAUGGCCCAUUUCGUUUGGCCCACUCAGCAUGUCCCUGGAACCCACUCAGUAUGGCUUAUUCAUUACAUCCCACUCAACAUAACCCAGUUGUUGUGGUCCACUCAUCUUGACCAUAGAUUAAUGCAGUCCAUGUACAUGGCCCAGUUAGUGUGGCCCAUUCAAUAUGGCCCAGUUAGCAUGGCCCACUCAACAUGGCCCAUCUGGUAUGGCCCACUCAACAGGCCUUGGUGUGCAGAACCCCAUCAGUGUGAUCAAAUGUGUAGAUUGUUUUUCCUUGGGGGACCCCAGGUAGUUUAUUAAUACAGUACUACUAUUUCAUGCACAAUUUUCAUCUAAAUUCAGCAGUAGUGGUUUGUAAUUGUUAGUUCUCUACCAGCCGUUUCUUCUAUGCUCAUUGGUCUCUUGAGCUGAUUGUUAGUUCCUAACUGGUUGUUAUUCUUUGACCAGUUGUUAGUUGUCAACCAGUUGUUGGAUUUGGACUGGCUGUAGGUUCUCUGAUAAUAUUAGCUUCAGUAUGUUGUUAAAUUUUGAGUAUUUGUUAGUUCUUGUCACAGAAAUAAAUUUUAAUAAGGCAUUUGGUACAGAAGUAACUAGUGGCAUAGAAUUAAUGACUACCUUCCAUUUUUCUAAUUCAGCUGCUCCUUAGGCUUGCACUUGUGGGAUUUUGUUUGCCCAAAGUUACAAGCCUAGAAUUAUGUGAUUAGGGUCACAUGCCCAAAAUUUACGUGUUGGAGGUUUGUGUGUCUCUCCUUCUAUCACUGUAUAAUCCUGUUUUGAGAGGUAUGCAAGCAGUAUUGUUGAAACUAUAUAAUCUGUGAAGGGUGGUUAUGGCAGAUAUGCCAAUAAUACUAGAGUAUUUGUUGUUUUGUCAUUAGAAAAUUAAGUAGCCAAUCUUGUAGUGAGGACACCAGAGUGGUAGGUUUUAGAGGAUAUGUUGUGGUAAAAAUAUUGUUGGUGAAGUAUAAUGAAGCCCUGUUGUGAUGUUUUUUGACUUUCACUCUAAAUAUAAGUGUGCAUGUAAUCACAGAAAAGACUUCAUUUAGUCUAAUGUUGAACUUCAUAGAUUUUUAUGUGGUGUAUGUAGUAUUGACUUUAAUUGUAGAAUCAUUGAUCAGGUUAGGACAACAUCUGUGGUUAGUCGUAUUUGGUCAUGAAUUAAUUAUUGCAAAGCAAUUAUUGUUCAGAACUACAUUUAGACAAAAGCAUUACACAAAUCAUGUAUAUGGUUAAAUGUUAUCUCAUGUGUUGACAAGACUAUCGCAUUGAUCUUCCUAUAUGAUAACUGUUAGAAAUAAGUGUCUUAACUCCUUAAAAAUUACAGUAUGUAUAGAUGUUAUCCUUUUACAAUGUUUCCAAAAGAUCCUGUGAUUUAAAGCAUUUAAAAAAAACUGCAUAUAAUAUAGUAAUGUAGUUGGCACUCCAUGCAGUGGUGAUGUAGCAUUCUCUACAUUGGUAUUGCAACACCCUCUACAGUGGUAUAGGAUUCUCUACAGUGGUACAGUAGUGUAGCACCCUCUUCACAGGUUGUGAUGCACCCUCUGUCCUGGAUGGUGAAGUAUCCACUGCAGUAUAUUAUUACUACACAGUGGUGUAUCACUUGACAGUGGUGGGUUAGCAUCCUCUAGAGUGGUAGCAGCACUGUCUACACAGUGGUAGUAGAGCAACCUCAGUAGUAGUGAUAUAGCAGCUUCUGUAUUAUGAGGGUAGGACUCUCUCCAUGAGGAGUGAGAGGAGCCAGCAUUGGAGAUGUAACAUUCCACACUUGUUGAUAGACACUAUUAUUAAGGUGGUGCACAAUAACCUUUUGUGCAAUUUGUUUGAGUGAGAAAGUCUCAGAAGUAAGUCCAUCAUGUGUUUUAUUUAUUUUUCUAAUUGAAGCACAAGUAUCAGGAAUCAUCUUUAUUUUGUAGUAUUUUUUAAUUCUUUUUUUUUAUUAUAAGUAGUGUGAGUUAUCCUUCAGCUUUUGAUAAACAUUGUUGAUAUUAAUUUAAAAGUUGAUAAAACAGGUAGCAGUAUGAUUAUGGUGAAAAGUUUAUAUACAUAUAUUUUUAGGAGAACAUUGAAGCUUAAAUCCUCUUGUUAAUCAUUUAACCAUCCCCAUCUGUAAAAGUUUUGUCAGCUUUGUUGUAGAAGUUGUCAUGUCCCUGACUGUUGGGAGGUCUGAGUAACUCUUUAAGUGUCCACCAAACUCUGGUAUAUUUUGAUACAUUCUUAUAUUACCACUGUCCACGUGACUAUAUUGAGCCCAGGUAUAAACAUCAGAUCAAAAUAUUCUAGGGUUUAGCAAAGGUUUACAGCUGACACAGGCCUCCCAAUUCCCCAAAAUCAGUUAAGUGUUCAGAUUGUUAUGGACAUGCACAGUAUUCACUGCAGAAUAUAACAUAGCACCAAGACUGUCUGUUUAUCCCUACUUGAAACUAAUAAUAGAUUUGUUUUAAUUUUCUCAAACUGACCUGAAGUAUAAAACUCCCUUAUGGGUUAUACCAGUUAAACACUAAACAGUAGAUGUAAUAACUUUAUUUUAGAUACCAAACCAGAUGUAGUAAAGCAGUACUGUAUUGAUUUGCAGUAUCCUAGAAAAUUUUAUACUAUUACCCAUGAUACUGCUAGGCACGAAGUGUGUCAUUCCUUUGCGACAAAUAUCAAGUUGAAAUUUUGGAAAAGAUCCCCCAAAAAUAGGAAAACACUUUUUAUCGGUUAGUUGAGCUAUAUUCAUGAUCUUGCAGGACUACGACUAGUAGGCUGUUUAGGAGGUACCUGUGUUCAGGUGUUUUGCUUUCAUGUAAUACUUAAACAUUCCCACUUCUGCAAAGAAUCACUUAGUCUGAUAUUCUACAUCAAAGUCACUUUCCCAGGUCUCAAGCUUGGGGAUACACGUACAGUAGCCUGUUCUUGAGCAUUACAUUGUCAGAAUGUUAAUGCCUUAACAGCAAUACUCAUUACAGUUGCUGAUGAACUGUACAUGUUAGAUUGAAUCUGGAAUAUUAAACAGUCAUCGACUUCCUCCAGUGAACAGAAUGAGGAGGAUCUUAGCAUGUAUUAGGGAGACAAGAAAAAUUAAGAAAAACCGAUAAAAAGAAAUGUAGAAAUUAAAGAUGUUAGACUUUGAUGGAUAUUGUGGGAGUUCCAGAAGAUGCUGCCCAUCUGAGGUCUGCACCAUGACCUGGCAAAGGAAUAACUAUGUGCUGGAUAGAAGAUGAAGUACUCUUUUUAUCCCACAGCAGUGCACCAUGAGUGACCAACACUGAGCACAAUACUACUUAAGUGAUUCAUUUACAUAGACAUAUUGCUGUUGGUAACUAUAAUCAUGAUUAUUAUGUGUAUUAUGUUAGGUGUUCAUUACAACAGGUAUUAUUAUAAGCAGCUAAAGUUUGCUAUCCUGGAAUGUAGUUACUUAUUAUUCAUUGAAGAAAAAUAUUUCUCGUGUAAACAGGUUUUUAAAAUCGUACCUACAGUACAUUAAGGCUUCUCUAAGCAUACAUUUCUCACCCCCAUACAUUUAUAUAUCCUACUCACAACUUGUUGAUGAGUAUUGCUGAUGAGUGCUACUGAAAAUUGUUACAACACUGAUAAGAAGAAAUCAUAAUGAAAAUACACAGAUUCACUUUAGGUUAGUGCAACUGUAUUAUAUAAAAUGAUUAGUAUAUUUAUACUUUCAAGUGUCAGGUGAUUUUAGCUUUGUUCUGGACAAGACACUUGUUAACCAGCACAAAUGAUUGGCUGACAAUAUUUUCUCAGCCUUGUGUGACAUGGAGGAGCUGGCCCUUUAUCUGAACCUUGUACUGUACUUAUAUUAUAAUAUUAAAUCAGUCAAUAUAUUGACGUAUUGUCCCUCUCGCCAGGUAUGGUGUGAUGUUCACAGUCUUUCUGUCAUCUGUGAUUGCCAAGCUUUUGUGAAUUGUUCCAUUCUCGCAUAUUUCACUUCUUUACUAGCCAUAACAGUUUAUGUGCAUAUCUUAUAACUUCUUGAUGUUAACUCUGUGUAUAUAGUUGGAUGGCCUGUCAUUCCAAACCGAAGUGGAAAGGCAAUGUCUAAGUGUGCGAAUUUUAUUUUUAUUGGUGUAUACAGUACAUUAACAUAGAGAGUACAGUACAGUACCCUACCAACAAGUUUAUAAUAAAAACAAAUCCUUAUAAUCACUUCCACUUGAAGUGCUGGUUAUGUGUUCUUAAAGUUUUUGAAGGAUUUCCUUAUAUUAUGCAUAUAAAUUACUGAUAGAUGAUAUUAAUGGCUGAAAAUGUUUUGAUAAUUUGGCCUGUGGUAGAAUUUCCCCAGUUGUCCACAGUAUGUGGCACCUUGAAGGUUUAACUCCCACACCAAAACACACUUAAGAGUUGGAGGAAAGUACAGCAUAUACAUGUUAGAUCUUGUAUUGAGUAACCUUUAGUCAUAACCUCAUAUGCUUUCCCAAAGUGUCUAGCUAAAGACCAUAAUUUUUACAUGGAAUCAUUAGUUGUGCAACAUUGAUGUUUAGAUUUUAUGAGGAUAUUAACUGUGACACUGGAAAAUUUAUAGUACACAUGAAUUAUUCAAAUCAUUAGCUGAGUCACCUAGGUUAUGUGUUGUUGUAGUAAGUUCAUCAAGUCUUUCUGUUAACAUAUGUAGGCUAUUACAAACUUUGCAUGAUUUGUGUCAAGCAGAUUUGAACAGUCAAAGCGUCCCAUGAGAUAUUUCCUAUAUGAAGCAUAAUUUUGGUGGAGUGUUGCUGUAAAUUUCUAAUCUUCUACCACAGUUUCAUUAAGCACUAGAAUUUGUGGAAGUCUACAUUAUUGCUUACAGUCUCUUAACAUAUACCUGGAUUUAAGAGUACAUAUCGAUGUUAAUUGUUUAGAUCAUAUAAAAGACUAAAAUAAUUUCCUCAGUGUAAAGUACAUAAGGCAAUUGUUGUCUAGGACAGGACCAAAGCUCAACAGUUAACAAGUUAUGAAGGUUUUUGUAGAAACAUCCCUGAUCAGUUUGACUGUUCUUGGCACUUGCUGUUUGUUCAAGUGUAUCACUUGAGUACUCUUAGCCAGUUAACAGGCACCAGACAAAUUCCCAAAUGAUAAUAAAUGCUUUAACACUAAAUUUAAUGUAUGCGGAUGUUUAUUUCCAUUCCCAGUUUAGUAGUAUUGGGGGAGACUUAGGUUUUGGUGAUCUUAGGUGACACUUAAGAAUUGGGUUUGAACUUGUAAUACCUUUUUUAUUUAUUUUAAUAGCUGUGACCUUUUACUGAUUAUAUAAUUGUUCCUUCAUUGUUUUUAUUUUAUGGUACAACUCCCUGACUUUGUCAUAUAAUUACAGUAUCAAAUAUUACAAGAGUUGAGACAAUGAUGAAUUUAAGAGGAGCUUAUCUUUUGUAUAGAAAGAUAUUUUAAAAAGUAUAUAUUCCGGUAAUCAGAUUUUAAAGGAACUACUGUACAAAAGAAUAAUAUGCCAGAAUGUAAAUAGAAAGUUUCACAAAGAAAAACAGGUUAAGUUAUGGUGCCACAUAAAAAAUUGUGCACAAACCAUGACACUUAAGGAAUACAAUACAUGAAUAUAACAUAGUAUGAACCAGUCUCCUUGGAUGGCAUCUUGAAUGCCCAUAAACAUUAUCACUCUCAAAAUAGUUGAAAGUAAUUGUUUUAAGUGGUAAUCAGCAACUUGCUUUUCUUUCUGUUUAUGAUAAGAAAAUAUUCAAUUGAUUUCAAAUUUCAGAUAAAAUUGUUGGCCCCCUUCACAAAUAUUACAUAUAUAUUAUUGUAAUUUUAUUGUCUCAGUGUUAUUUUUAUAAAUCUAACCAAUUAAGACUAAUGUUAUGCAUAUGAAGGUUUUGGGACAUGGUAGCAUGCUUGAAGGUGUUAUGGAUCCUGUCUUGCAUACAAGCAACAGGCAAUUACAAACAUUAUUUAAAAUAUUAGUUAGUUUGGUCUCUCUUGCCCCAAUACCUCCAAUAUGCAACAGUUAAAUCACAAAGAAGUUUGUUAUGUAGGAAAUAUGUAGAAUAGAGGAAAGCUGCAUUACAACUAAUUAACACCACCGAAAACAGGUUUUCAUAGUGUUCCGAUUUAGUCAUUCCUCACAAAAAAUUACUUAUUUUCAUGACUCUUAUUUGUGAUUUAACUGGUUUGACUGUCAGUUUUAUCCUCUAAUGCCCCAGUUGUGUCAAUCUUUCAGAUUAUAAGAAAAUAAAACAAAAACAUUU
Molecule: messenger RNA, 9066 nt
Organism: Homarus americanus (American lobster)
Lineage: Eukaryota; Metazoa; Arthropoda; Malacostraca; Decapoda; Nephropidae
Gene: Pkc53E
Product: protein kinase C, brain isozyme-like
Exons: 13
Coding region: 276-1910 (544 amino acids)
Biological process (GO): protein phosphorylation
Molecular function (GO): zinc ion binding; diacylglycerol-dependent serine/threonine kinase activity; ATP binding
Source: RefSeq, a predicted model, not a curated record